Molecule: messenger RNA, 1475 nt
Organism: Physeter macrocephalus (sperm whale)
Lineage: Eukaryota; Metazoa; Chordata; Mammalia; Artiodactyla; Physeteridae
Gene: GPR19
Product: G protein-coupled receptor 19
Exons: 2
Coding region: 106-1359 (417 amino acids)
Biological process (GO): G protein-coupled receptor signaling pathway
Cellular component (GO): plasma membrane
Molecular function (GO): G protein-coupled receptor activity
Source: RefSeq, a predicted model, not a curated record
UUUAUGGCAUUCUCCAAACUCCUCUGCAAGGGCUGUUCCUGACCAAGAAGACCCAAGGAGACCAUCUCUGAAAUAAAGUCCGGAUGAAGAACUAAGAGGGAAAAAAUGCAUAUGGUUUUUGCUCACAGAAUGGAUAACAGCAAGCCGCCUUUGGUUGCUCCUACACUUCUGGUGCCCCUCCAAAACCACAGCUGCACGGAAAUGGCCUCCCCUCUGCUGAGCCGAGACCUGACGGAGCUCUACGAGGAGCACGGCUGGAGGAGCAAUGGAACAGACCUGCACUACAGACCAAGCCCCGGGGAAGUGGCCACAGCCAGCAUUUUCUUUGGGGCCCUGUGGUUGUUUUCUAUCUCUGGCAACUCCCUGGUGUGUUUGGUCAUCCACCGGAGCAGGAGGACUCAGUCCACCACCAACUACUUCGUGGUGUCCCUGGCGUGUGCCGACCUGCUCAUCAGCGUGGCCGGCAUGCCUUUCGUCCUGCUGCAGUUCACCACCGGCCGGUGGGCCCUGGGCAGCGCCACGUGCAAGGCCGUGCGCUACUUUCAGUAUCUCACCCCGGGCGUCCAGGUCUACGUUCUCCUCUCCAUCUGCAUAGACCGGUUCUACACCAUCGUCUACCCUCUGAGCUUCAAGGUGUCCAGAGAAAAAGCCAAGAAGAUGAUUGCAGCGUCCUGGAUCUUUGAGGCGGCCUUUGUGACCCCCGUGUUCUUUUUCUAUGGCUCCAGCUGGGACGGUCAUUGUAACUAUUUCCUCCCCUCCUCUUGGGAAGGAACUGCCUAUACCGUCAUCCAUUUCUUGGUGAGCUUUGUGAUUCCAUCCAUCCUCAUAAUCUUAUUUUACCAGAAGGUCAUAAAAUACAUUUGGAGAAUCGGCACCGAUGGUCGAACGGUGAGGAGGACAAUGAACAUCGUCCCAAGGACAAAGGUGAAAACUAUCAAGAUGUUCCUCACUUUAAAUCUUCUGUUUUUGCUCUCCUGGCUGCCUUUUCAUGUUGCUCAGCUGUGGCACCCCCAUGAACGAGACUCUAAGAAAAGUUCCCUUGUUUUUACAGCUAUCACAUGGAUAUCCUUUAGUUCCUCAGCCUCGAAACCUACUCUGUAUUCCAUUUGUAAUGCCAAUUUUAGGAGAGGAAUGAAAGAGACUUUCUGCAUGUCCUCGAUGAAGUGUUACCGAAGCAAUGCCUACACUAUCACAACCAGUUCAAGGAUAGCCAAAAAAAACUAUGUCGGCGUCUCAGAAAUCCUCCCCACGGCCAAAGCUGUAGCCAAAGACUGCAGCUAUGGUUCAUUUGACAGGGAAGCCAAGGAAAAAAAGCUUGCUUGGCCCAUUAAUUCAAAUCCGCCGAAUACUUUUGUCUGAAUUUCUCAGAAUUCCUUCAAUUACUGUUAUGCACCAGAGAUUAAAAAGUUUAACUGUAAAAACAGAAGCUAUUUAUAUAUUUUUUUCAAUCAACUUUCUGAGGGAAAUGUUUCAUU